CAUAUACGCUUCUUGCAAAUCAAUAAUAUUAGGCUCAUCAGUGUAGAAAUUUGGCGAAUGUUAAUUUAAAUAGAAGAAUCAAAUGUGCACAUAGUAAACUAGACAAUUAAUAAAUUAAAACUUUUAAAUUUAGUUAUUUAAAUCUAUCUACGUUGUAAAACAUGGAUUCACUGAUUCCGAUUGUUAACAAGCUGCAGGAUGCAUUCACCCAAAUGGGUGUACAUAUGCAAUUGGAUUUGCCACAAAUCGCAGUUGUAGGUGGCCAAUCUGCUGGUAAAUCAUCGGUUUUGGAAAAUUUUGUUGGAAGGGAUUUUCUUCCUCGAGGAUCUGGCAUUGUUACGCGACGUCCGUUAAUCUUGCAGCUUAUUAAUGGAACUAUCGAAUAUGGCGAGUUUCUUCACCAGAAAGGGAAGAAAUUUUCGAAUUUUGAUGAAAUCAGGCAAGAAAUUGAAGCUGAAACUGAUCGUGUGACUGGAAGUAACAAGGGCAUUUCUACCAUUCCUAUCAAUUUGCGCGUUUAUUCUCCACACGUAUUGAACUUGACUUUGAUUGAUUUGCCUGGAUUGACAAAGGUACCCAUUGGAGAUCAACCAGCUGAUAUUGAAAAUCAAAUCAAAGGAAUGAUUUUUCAAUUUAUUCGCAAAGAAACGUGCUUAAUCCUUGCGGUAACACCCGCCAAUACGGACUUGGCAAAUUCAGAUGCUCUGAAAUUAGCUAAGGAAGUUGAUCCACAAGGUGUUAGAACAAUUGGUGUUAUUACCAAACUGGACUUGAUGGAUGAAGGAACUGAUGCACGCGAUAUUCUUGAGAAUAAGCUGUUGCCAUUGCGUCGGGGAUAUAUUGGAGUCGUAAAUCGAUCUCAGAAGGAUAUUGAGGGCAGGAAAGACAUCCAUGCCGCACUGGCUGCCGAAAGAAAGUUUUUCCUGAGUCAUCCCAGUUACAGGCACAUUGCUGAUCGAUUAGGAACUCCCUAUCUACAGAAAGUUUUGAAUCAGCAGCUUACGAAUCAUAUUCGUGACACACUUCCUGGCUUACGAGACCGGUUACAGAAACAAUGUUUAACGUUGGAAAAGGAUGUUGAACAAUAUAAACAUUUUCGACCAGAUGAUCCUAGUAUAAAAACUAAAGCAAUGUUACAAAUGAUACAGCAACUACAAUCUGAUUUUGAACGAACAAUAGAAGGUUCAGGUUCAGCACUGGUCAAUACAAACGAAUUGUCUGGUGGAGCUAAAAUCAAUCGAAUAUUUCAUGAAAGAUUGCGUUUCGAAAUUGUAAAAAUGUCUUGUGAUGAAAAAGAACUACGCCGAGAAAUUUCCUUUGCAAUUCGCAACAUUCACGGUAUUCGUGUAGGACUCUUCACUCCUGAUAUGGCGUUUGAAGCAAUCGUAAAAAGGCAGAUUGCUCAGCUUAAAGAACCUAUUCUUAAAUGUAUUGAUCUGACUGUUCAAGAGUUAUCGAAUGUCGUCCGGAUAUGCACUGAUAAGAUGGCUAGAUAUCCCCGCCUUAGAGACGAAACCGAACGUAUAAUUGCAACACACAUACGACAAUGCGAGCAGCGUGCAAAAGAGCAACUUUUGCUUAUGAUCGACUACGAACUUGCAUACAUGAACACUAAUCAUGAAGAUUUUAUUGGUUUUGCAAACGCUCAAAACAAAACGGAAAGUGCGACGAAAACUGGAACUCGUAGUCUUGGAAACCAAGUUAUUAGAAAAGGUCAUAUGUGCAUUCAAAACCUUGGCAUCAUGAAAGGUGGGUCCAGACCAUAUUGGUUCGUUUUAACAUCUGAAAGUAUUUCUUGGUUCAAAGACGAAGAUGAAAAGGAAAAAAAGUAUAUGCUUCCUGUUGACUGUCUUAAGCUUCGAGAUAUUGAACAAAGCUUUAUGUCCCGGAGGCACACAUUUGCUCUUUUUAACCCUGAUGGUCGUAAUAUAUACAAGGAUUACAAGCAAUUGGAACUUUCUUGUGAAAGCACGGAUGACGUUGAUUCGUGGAAAGCUUCGUUUUUACGUGCGGGUGUGUAUCCAGAGAAAGACACUCCAGCCAAUGGUGAAGAAACGGAUGGAGCAGAGGAGUCAAGUGAAAUUGGCCCAACAAGUUCCUUGGAUCCACAACUUGAAAGACAAGUCGAAACUAUUCGAAACUUGGUUGAUUCUUACAUGAGAAUUGUAACUAAAACUACACGAGACAUGGUACCAAAAGCAAUUAUGAUGCUAAUUAUUAACAACUCCAAGGACUUUAUCAACGGAGAGUUACUUGCCCAUCUUUAUGCUACUGGAGAUCAGGCUUCAAUGAUGGAAGAAAGUCCGGAAGAAGCUCAAAAACGGGAGGAAAUGCUUAGAAUGUAUCAUGCCUGCAAGGAAGCACUUAGAAUUAUAGGAGACGUGUCCAUGGCCACAUUUUCGACCCCAGUACCACCGCCAGUAAAAAAUGAUUGGCUGUCCAGUGGCUUAGACAACCCUAGACUUUCACCACCAAGCCCAGGAGGACCAAGGAAAAAUGCACCUCAACAACAGGCCUCAUUGGGAUCGAUGGGAGUUCCCGCUAUAAGUGGACGUGGUCCGCCUCCAGCACCGUCAAGUGCACGACCAGCGCCAGCGAUACCAAGUAGGCCUGGUGGAGGUAAUGUUCCUCCUUUACCACAAGGAAGACCGACGGGUCAAGCUCUUCCAGCUCCUCUCAUUCCAUCCUGGAACCGGCAGUAUGGAUUUUUUGACAGAUCAUCAGUUCGAGACCAACACAAAGCAAGAGAACGUCUCGUAUCGUGUUUGAUCCUGUUUACGCCGCUCAGUUCGCGGAGUUUUGUGACGAUUCUGCGUUUGAAAGUCGAAAGUGCAAGUGCAAAGGUGGAGAUAGUGCGUGAGUGAAUGGAUUGAAAGCCA
Molecule: messenger RNA, 2879 nt
Organism: Culex quinquefasciatus (southern house mosquito)
Lineage: Eukaryota; Metazoa; Arthropoda; Insecta; Diptera; Culicidae
Gene: shi
Product: dynamin
Exons: 16
Coding region: 162-2864 (900 amino acids)
Biological process (GO): receptor-mediated endocytosis
Cellular component (GO): cytoplasm; microtubule; synapse
Molecular function (GO): microtubule binding; GTPase activity; GTP binding
Source: RefSeq, a predicted model, not a curated record